AGACAUUGCUUCUGUCCAUGCACAAGGCGACACGUUAAGAUGGCAAGGGUCAGAGUUUCUUUGUGUCUGAGGAACAGCUGUUCUAAAUUGUGUGCCAACGUGGACGGAUGGAACGUUUCAGUUUAAAUUGGUUUUGACACAAAUCUCUAAAUCUGAAAGUUUUGUAUGUUUAUCAAAUAUCAAUUAUUUUUGAUAAGCCUACCUCAAAGAUUGCAGAUAUUUAAACCUUUCUCUCACAAUAUCCCCUAAACACACUAUAGGUAUUAUAUCAAUGUUGUCCUGUCGAUACCUCCCUCCACAUUGCUGCCAUAGCGCCAGCGUCCCCAGCUGUGGCAUAUAGAGAUGGCAGAUGUUUUGUGCUCUUCCUGACACAACCCCUGACUGUUCACAGGAAGGAACAGGUUGCAAGCAGGGAACUUCUGAAGCCACUGCUUUGCUACUAUGAUUAUUAUAUUGUAUUUUCCCUCUUGUACAUGUUUCUCUUUCAGAACAUGGAUAAGAUGCAGCUCCCAUCUGUAACCUUGAUUGUUGGCUGUGGAGUAUCCUCGCUCACACUGCUGCUUCUCAUCAUCAUCUACGUGUCUGUGUGGAAGUACAUUCGAUCGGAGCGCUCAGUCAUCCUCAUUAACUUCUGCCUCUCCAUCAUCUCCUCCAAUGCCCUUAUUCUCAUUGGACAGACCCAAACAAGGAACAAGGUUUUAUGCACCCUGAUUGCAGCAUUCCUUCAUUUCUUCUUCCUGUCGUCAUUCUGCUGGGUUCUGACUGAGGCCUGGCAGUCAUACAUGGCCGUGACCGGUCGCCUCAGGAACCGCAUCAUACGGAAGCGCUUCUUGUGCCUCGGCUGGGGUCUCCCAGCACUUGUUGUAGCCAUCUCAGUGGGAUUCACCAAGGCAAAAGGAUAUGGAACACCAAACUACUGCUGGCUGUCUUUGGAAGGAGGCCUUCUCUAUGCAUUUGUUGGACCUGCUGCAGCUGUAGUCUUGGUUAACAUGGUUAUUGGGAUUCUCGUUUUUAACAAACUGGUCUCCAAAGAUGGCAUUACUGAUAUGAAACUAAAGGAGAGGGCGGGUCAGAUGACAGUGCCACUGUACAAUAUGACGCUCAAAUGUGCCAAGUGCGGAGUUAUCUCUUCGGCUGACGUUUCCACCACAGCUACCAGUAACGCCAUGGCGUCACUGUGGAGCUCCUGUGUGGUUUUGCCUCUCUUGGCCCUCACAUGGAUGUCUGCUGUCCUGGCCAUCACUGACCGGCGUUCUGCCCUCUUCCAGAUUCUUUUCGCUGUGUUUGAUUCUCUGGAAGGUUUUGUUAUCGUAAUGGUUCACUGCAUCCUGCGUAGAGAGGUUCAGGAAGCGGUCAAGUGUCGUGUUGUGGAUCGGCAGGAAGACACUAAUGGAGAUUCAGGUGGAUCUUUUCAAAAUGGUCAUGCGCAGCUCAUGACUGACUUUGAAAAAGACGUAGAUAUGGCUUGCAGAUCCGGCACAGCGAAGCGCUCGUCUCUCCAGGGGGAAGACAAGGCUUCUGCCGGGACCCUCACCCUUCAGAAAGGAUCCAACUUUAACACAAUGCCAGCCAGCAUGACCAAGGUUCACCUCCAGAAUGUGGCUGACUACUCCAGCCACACCCUCUCUCUGCGCCGGGAGAAAGGUGCUGCUGCAAAGGGAAUCAGCACCGAGUUCCCCGGUGCCAAAUCCAUCUACAUCUGUGAUGGCGAGCUCUUCAAGCAGCUGGACGGGGAACUUCCCCGAGGGAACGGGGAGGGCAGCAGCUCGGACAGCACUGGCAAAGGCCCGGGGUACGUCAUCCUACCAGCUAACAACACAGGUACACAGAAGGCCGCCAAGGGGAAAGAUGAUCAGACCAGCAAGUAUAACAUCACCAUGGAACAGCUCCCUCAGAGCAGGCUCAUCCAUCUGGCCAACUCUACUGCUGGAGAGCCAGUCCCUGGCUUUGGGCUCAAGAGCCUUCCUACUGACCAGGUCAGUGUGUCAUGUACUGACAGAGACUCACCAGCUCACAAUCUCCUCAACAUGCCCAGAGACUCGCAGACAACAAGCAGCUUGGCAGAUGCAGGCGACUCUGGCAACUCCGGGGUGAUAUCCAAGAGUGAAACCGUCUCCACACUGUCCAUGAGCUCAUUGGAGAGACGAAAAUCACGCUAUGCAGAGCUUGACUUUGAGAAAAUAAUGCACACCCGGAAACGGCACCAGGACAUGUUUCAGGACCUGAACAGGAAGAUUCAAAGUGCAGACAAGGAUAGAGAGUCUCCACCUGUUGAUGCCAAAGCUGCCAAAAGAUGGAGUGUGUCCUCUACCGGCAGCGACAAGACCAACAUGAGUGAUAAGCAACAGACCCCCAGUAAGAGGGUAUGGGAGGGCAUCCGCAAACCCCACUCACCCCCUUCCUGGGUGAGGAAGGAGCUGGAAGCGGUGGCGGCGUCGCCCCUGGAGCUGCAGACGGUGGAGUGGGAGAAGAGCAGCGCCACCAUUCCCCUGGUGGGCCAGGAGAUUAUGGACCUGCAGACGGAAGUGUGACCAGGGUCUCACACCCCACGGCUCCCUGCCAUCUUCAGUGCUGUCACCACACACACUCACACACACACACGCACACUCUUGCACACUGCCAUGCUCAAUACAAAAUGAAGUGGAGUCCUCUGCAGGGACUUAAAUCGGAGGAGGGCUGAGGACCAGAUUCACAGGGUUGGAAAAUGGAGUUUGGAGCGAAGAGUUUCAUUUGAUACUUUGAUGUGGCUGAAAAGUGGAUUGUCCGGACAACAGUCAGCUGACUCAUAACAAGAGACUGAGUGCUUCUACGUGUGCAUCAUCCAGAUGUUCUAAACAGCAUAUCCAUGCUCCCCCUGUAUUCAACUGUUACCAUGUAAUAAUCCUGAUGUGUCUCUUGGCUAAUAUUGAGGCUGUCCUGAUGGAGGCUGAUGUUAAGCUCAGCUUCAGAUGCCUUUCAGUGACACUAAGCUGGGUUUAAGGACCUGGACUGGUCCCAAUCUGCUCCUCAGUACCGAUCUGGGCACAGUGAUUUGAGCAUGCUGAGGUGAACAGGACUGUGACCUGACGGAGGAUAAAAAGCAGGGAGAGUUCAGAGACUGUGGUGUGGGCGGGGCAUGUGUGGGCUGCUGGCCCUGAUUGGCCCGUAUCAUCCAGUGGGAGCCCAGCUACUUAGAAUUCAUAAA
Poecilia latipinna (sailfin molly) is the source of this 3184-nucleotide messenger RNA. RefSeq names its product brain-specific angiogenesis inhibitor 1-like. NCBI's taxonomy places the organism in Eukaryota, Metazoa, Chordata, Actinopteri, Cyprinodontiformes, Poeciliidae. The record is from RefSeq and is a predicted model, not a curated record. Gene Ontology annotation, biological process: negative regulation of angiogenesis; cell surface receptor signaling pathway; engulfment of apoptotic cell. Gene Ontology annotation, cellular component: dendrite; plasma membrane; postsynaptic density. Gene Ontology annotation, molecular function: G protein-coupled receptor activity. The coding region runs from base 474 to 2531 and encodes 685 amino acids. The transcript has 14 exons.